CAAGCGCGACCCCUGUGCGUUUUGCGUGGCAGCAAACACAGACCCUACAGCGUGGGCACACUUACUCGGAGCACUCGGCCAAUCUGCGGUAGAGAAGCCGCCAGCAGAGCCGAGCCACGCGCUAUCCGCCCCGGGUGGAACCGCCCCGGCUCGGACCGCCCCAGCUCGGUGCUCUGCCAUCUGCCCGCUCGGGCACGCAGGAGGCAGCGCCCGGCACCUCGCAGAGGGUCACUCGAGGCGGUGCCCGCGUCCCUGCCCGCCUCGGCUCUACAGGUGCGAGGGAAGAGAAACCGCCCGGUGCGUCCGCCGCGCCUCGUCCAGCGCCGGCCCGCCUGCAGUGAUCGAGGCAGCGAGCGGAGGUUCGCCCGAAAGGACUCGCCGGGCCCGGCCUCCCCUCACGAGCCGCCCCCGGCGGGGCCCCGCUGGACUGGGGAAGGCCGCGGCCGAGGGGGGUGGCUCCGCGCGCUCCCUCAUUUUUUUCACUGGAGGGCAGCCUCGGCCGCAGGCAGGUCGCGGGACAGCCGCUCCCCGCCGCUCGCCGGCCCUCGCUCGGCCUCCUUCCUGGCGGCAGGCUCCAAUCGGCGGCUCCACGGCCUCGGCGGGUCAGCGGGCGGACGCAGCGACGGGGGGCGCGGGGCGGGACAGGGGAGGCGGCGGGGGGCGCGCGGGCCAUGGCGGGCCAGCCGCUGUACCACGUGACGCCGCGGCGCCCCCUCCGCGCGCAGGCGGCGGCGAAAGCGGCAGGCAGUGACGCGACGGAAGGGAGGGGCGCCGAGCUCGCCCCGCGGCCGGCCCGACGGGAAGUGAGGUUUGCGGAUCCGCCCCCGCCGCGGGAAGGCGGCAGCUUCAGUCCGGCGCGGCGCGCAGAGGCAGCGGCGAGAGGCGGCAGAGGUCGUGGCAGAGGGCGGCCGCGGCGGAGCCGUGGGGCAGCAGCGGACAGGGGGAUGAUCAUGGAGGGGACCGGCGAUGGGCAGGCUCCCCCGGAUGACACCGAGUGCAGGCAGAGGAAGUCGGCGGCGGCGCAGCGGGAGGAGUCCGAGGAGAAGGCCGCGACCAAGCCCAGCCCCGAAGGCGCACUGGAGGGAGACGAACAUCAGUCUUGGAUUCCAAACCUCUUGGCCCGACCCUCUAUAAGAGCAUAUAGACAGACAGAGGAUCCAGUAACAGAAAACACAAAGGCUUAUGACAGCGAUGAACCUGAUCAUUCAGCCGGGCAUCAACCAAACAUCUCUACACUACUCAAAGAAACAAAGGCUGACUUCCGUGAGAAAAAUAAAGAGCAUCAUUCAACUGCAUCACAGAGCAGAAGUACAUUUCAAGUUCAGUCCAGUAAAGGGAAGCUAUCACAGCCUUUGGCCAGAAGUAAGACUUCUCCUUUCUCUUCUGUUUCAGAUGAUGGUGAAUCGCAGAGGGGAUUUCACAAGAGCUGGACUUUGCUACUGGUUCUGUUAAUUGUUGUCCCACUGCUUUAUGUCCUGUGGAGCGUGUGUACAGAUCAAACUUUGUCAAGCAGAGAUGCUCAAAUUGUGCAAGCAUUUCGGGACCGGAUGAAGAAACUAGAAGAUACUUACCAAAGUCAGAACCCCAAUCUGUGGAAAAGAACCAAUGUACUCCUUGAGAAGCAUCUUAAUAAUUCCCAUCUGCGUUUGGAGCCCACCAUUCUACUGCUCACAGCUGGCCAGGAAGCUGAGAAAGCACUGAGAUGCUUAAGUAAUGAGAUUGCUGAUGCUUUUGCCUUCUCCCAGAAUGCUUCUACCAUCAAAAUUGAUGGGGAAGACAAAGCUAUAUUGGACAGUGAUGCUGUCAAGCUGGAAGUCGAUAGUGAGCUCAGCUCUGGGUUCAGAGAAGGCAAGAAGGUAGCUGUGGUGCACCGAUUUGAGUUACUGCCUGCAGGCUCCACCUUAAUCUUUUACAAGUACUGUGACCAUGAGAAUGCAGCAUUUAAGGAUGUGGCUCUCCUGCUGACAGUUCUCCUGGAUGAGCAGUCACUGAGAAAAAGCCUCACCUUGAAAGAAGUUGAGGAGAAAGUCCGGGAUUUCCUCUGGGAAAAGUUUACUGGUUCAGAUGUUCCUAAUUCUUAUAAUAGCAUGGACACGGAUAAACUGGGUGGACUGUGGAGUCGUAUAUCUCGUCUUGUGUUGCCUGUUUGGCCUGAAAAGGGCCUCCCUGUGCAGGGAUGUGCAUAAGUUAAUGGAGAGGACUCAGGAAAGGAGGAAGACAGAAAAUAUAUGUUGCAAUGGCUGGACAGGGAAGAACUUACUUUAGCUGCAGAGCUCAGGCAGCAUACCGUCCUUUCUGUGCAGAGAAGUUCCGCCAGCUGACAGGGUUCUUUCUGCUAAAGUAACUGGGAAUUCUCUAAAUCAGCUGCAGAAUGUAAGCAAGGAACUUGCUGGUUGUUGGUAAGUUGUGUUCAGUGACUUGGUGGUGUGGAGCUGGAUGUUAAGUGUCUGCUGGUGCAGAAAAAACUCAUCCGCUUCUGAAGCUAUCAUAGUUCUGCUGUAAGGAUCCUUUUCUGGUGGCGUAAAAUGCUCGUGCCAUGUUUGACAAGGUGGUAGGAUGCAAAAACAUCACCUUCAUCUGUCAGAAUUGCUUAAUUGUCUUCUAACAUGAGAAAAAUCAAACUAAAAAUUAUGAUACAGUGACAUGAGUCCAAGCACAAGUUUUUUUGUUGAUCCAUCUGAUCACAAAAUAGAUGUCAGCUGUCUCUGGCAACUUCUAGAGAUGGCAAAAUUGCUUGAAAGAUUUGUGACUUGCAGAGAACGUUUUGGGAAGCACUUCUUCCUUCAGUGAGCUUGCCCCAAACAGUUCUGGGAAGUGAGGAAAAACUGAGGUACAAAGGACUGCUUGACAUUCGUACUGAUACCAGUUAAAUAAUCCCUCAGCACUUCUCCCUCACUGAUUCCAGGAAUUCUUUCAAGUGUUAAAAUUUGAGGGUGAGGAGUGACAAAAUCUCAGCUGUGUGUUUGUGUACUAAAGACCUGUUGCUUCUCCUUCCCAAACAGAAGUUAAAAAGGUGUAGGCUGUUUCUUGUCUUAAUAAGAUAAUUAUUUUUGCAUUAAGAGAGUUUAUUUGUCUGUUGAUACUCUAGAAAAAUAACCUUUCUUCACAUCUGCAUAGAACCUGCUGCUUGCUGUAUAAGCUUCUAGUGAAGAACAGAUCUGCAAUGCAUGUUUCUGAAAAUAAAAAUUUGUUAAGUGUGCCUCUUGCCCAGAAUCCCUCAGACCAGACAAAAAGUGUGUACUGGAUUCAACUGAAAGUUAUUUUGGCUAACAAAACAAAACA
Molecule: messenger RNA, 3282 nt
Organism: Dryobates pubescens (Downy woodpecker)
Lineage: Eukaryota; Metazoa; Chordata; Aves; Piciformes; Picidae
Product: torsin-1A-interacting protein 1-like
Exons: 6
Coding region: 672-2186 (504 amino acids)
Biological process (GO): membrane organization
Cellular component (GO): membrane
Molecular function (GO): ATPase activator activity
Source: RefSeq, a predicted model, not a curated record